Molecule: messenger RNA, 1585 nt
Organism: Nicotiana tabacum (common tobacco)
Lineage: Eukaryota; Viridiplantae; Streptophyta; Magnoliopsida; Solanales; Solanaceae
Molecular function (GO): lipid binding
Source: RefSeq, a predicted model, not a curated record
AUUCCAUGUGCAUCAAUCACCUCUUCCCACUUCUUAUUAUUUUACAGAUUUAUAAAGUAUAUAACUUCCAUAUCUUUUCUUUCAAAACAAUCUAAGAUUGUACUUUGAUGUAACAACCACCCACCCCACUGCUACUCCCCUACCCCCUCUCAGCCAUAUAUAUUCUUCUUAAAUUCAUCUAUCUUUUCCCUGAGUUUGAGGAACAAAACUAAACAACACCAUUCUUAAACUUUCUCAUUCUUUUAAUUUGUGGCUAUAAGUUUAAUUUGGUACAAUUAUUCAAGAUGAGUAAUACUUCUAGUCCUACACCUUGUAGUAGAUCAUGGUCAAUUAGUGAGGACUCGUUGAGAAGAUAUGUGUUCUAUGCAAGUGAAAAUUGCAUCCAAGAGUUGUUAUCAGCUUCAGAUUCAAAAAGUGGGAAUAAUGACGGCUGGAAAAUACUUGGGUUAGAUAACGGCGUGGAGAUAUCGAAACGCCGUUCAGGUUCACUUCACACUUUCCGUAGCCGUUGGUUGCUGAAAUCCGUAUCUCCUCAACAGUUUAUUACUGUGGCUAAUGCCAUUGAUGCUGCUAGGCAAUGGGACAGAGAUUUAGUAGAAGCAAGAUACAUAAAGGAUCUAGAAGAUAACCUGAGUAUUAUACGGCUUAGAUUUGGGGACAAUUCAAAGCCUCUCUUCAGAAACAGAGAAUUUAUUGUCUACGAACGUCGUGAAACUAUGGAUGAUGGAACCCUGGUAGUAGCAGUAGCUUCUUUGCCUAAAGAAAUAGCAGCAGGGUUGCACCCAAAGCAAAGCAAUGCAAUUCGAGGCCUAUUGUUGCAAUCUGGAUGGGUAGUUGAGAAACUUCACGAUGACUCUUGCAUGGUUACUUACGUUGUCCAGCUGGAUCCAGCAGGAUGGUUACCAAAAUGCUUUGUGAAUCGUUUCAACACAAAAUUGGUUAUGAUAAUUGAUAACCUUAAAAAGCAAGUGCUCUCAGCUAGCCCUACCAAUAGUGAUGAUAGUACUUGAUUACUACUCUGUACAAACAAAUAAAAAACACAAAAAAAAGCGGAAGAAAAAGUGAGUAAUAUUAUAUAGUUUUGAAUAUAUAAAUAUGAACUUCUUUGAUCAUAGUGAAAUCCCUAAUCUCCCAUACCCGGUCGACAAGGUGGGUUGUUCUGAUGGUAAGCACCCCCACUUCCAACCAAGAGGUUGUGAGUUCAAGUCACCCCAAGAGCAAGGUGAGAAGUUCUUGGAGGGAAGGAUGCCGAGGGUCAUUUGGAAACAACUUCUCUACCCCAGGGUAAAGGUAAGGUCUGCGUACACACUACCAUUCCCAAACCCCACUAGUGAAAUUAUACUGAAUUGUUGUUGUUGUUGUCGUCCCUUACUCCCAGUCCGGAGGACCAUGCAUCUUAAUUUUUACUAAGAAAAGUUUUGAAAUUUUGAAUCAUAACAUUUGUAAAUAUGUAACCAUUGAUAGCUAUAUAGCAUGAAUGAAUUGGUGGAGUUUCCAAUAUCAUAAGUAUAUGCGAAUAUUGUUGAAAGUUGAAAAGACAAUAUGAUGGCAGGAGCAUCUUUAUAUAUAAGGAUCCAUUCAUUAA